AUGAAUAACCCGGAAGUCUCUGUGAACAUUCAUACGUGCCAGAGUGUGUUCAUUCGGACUCUCCAGGCGCCUGAACUCUGCGGAAGUUCAUUUCAAAGGAAACGAAACUCAGAGUUCGGUUCUCUCUCUCUCUCUCUCUCUCUCUCUCUCUCUCUCUCUCUCUCUCUCUCUCUCUCUCUCUGUCAGUGUGUGAGUUCAGGAAAAUGGCUGAGGCCAGUAGAUCAGGAUCAGUUCAUCUGUCCAGUUUGUCUGGAUCUACUGAAGGAUCCGGUGGCGAUCCCCUGUGGUCACAGUUACUGUAAGGUGUGUAUUAAUGACUGCUGGGAUCAGGAAGAUGAAAAUGGAGUGUAUCGCUGUCCUCAGUGCAGAGACACUUUCACUCCGAGGCCUGUUCUACGCAGAAACAACAUGCUGGCUGAAGUGGUGGAGAAACUGAAGAAGACUGAAGUCCAAGCUGCUUCUCCUGCUCACUGUUACGCUGGACCUGGAGAUGUGGAGUGUGAUUUCUGCACCGGGAGAAAACACAAAGCCGUCAAGUCCUGUCUGAUGUGUCUGGCCUCCUUUUGUGAAACUCAUCUGAAACCUCACUAUGAAGUUCCUUCCUGGAAAAAGCACAAGUUAGUCGAAGCUUCUGGAAAUCUACAAGAGAAGAUCUGCUCUGAGCAUGAUAAAGUGCUGGAGAUCUACUGUCGUACUGACCAAAGCUUCAUCUGUUUUCUUUGUAUGACGGAUGAUCACAAAAGCCACGACACCGUCUCAGUUAAAGCGUACAGAACUGAAAAACAGAGUGAGUUAAAGGAGGAGCAGAUGAAAUCCCAGCAGAGAAUCCAGGAGAAGCAGAAGAAGGUGCAGGAGCUGAAACAGGCUGUGAACACUAUAAAGCUCAGUGCACAGACAGCAGUGGAGGACAGUGAGAGGAUCUUUACUGAGAUGAUCAGCUCCAUGGAGAAAAGGCGCUCGGAGGUGACGGAGCUGAUCAGAGCUCAGGAGAAGGCUGAACUGAGUCGAGCUGAACGACUCCUGGAGCAACUGGAGCAGGAGAUCGCUGAUCUUCAGAGGAGAGUCACUGAGCUGGAGCAGCUUUCACACACACACGAUCACCUCCACUUCCUCCAGGAAAUAAAGGUUUUAGUCUCCGGCCGUCGCUCGCCCGAAAUGAUUAGACCAGGUUUUCAGUCUGAUCUCCGUGAGGACUCACGCAGCAUCGCUGUCAAUCAACAUCUCUCAUUUGAUGGAGUGAGGGAAUCUCUCUCUGCUCUGAAAAAGAGACUCGAGGAAUUCUGCCAGGAGGAAUUCAUCAGAAUCCCUGAACACGCUGCAGCAGUUCACAUCAUUUUACCCCCAGAACCAAAGAGCAGACAAGAUUUUCUGCAGUAUUUCUGUGAUCUGACUCUGGAUCCCAACACAGUAAAUUAUUACCUCAUUCUGUCUGAGAGGAACAGAGCGGUGACGUACAGUGAGAGAAAGCAGCAGUACUCUGAUCAUCCAGAGAGAUUUGACUCCUACAGUCAGGUGUUGAGUAAGGAGAGUGUGUGUGGACGCUGUUACUGGGAGGUGGAGUGGAGCGGUGCUGUGUUCAUAUCAGUCUCAUAUAAAGACAUCAGCAGGAAAGGACGGGGUAAAGAGUGUGUGUUUGGACGCAACAAUCAGUCCUGGAGUCUGUGGUGUUCUUUUUCUUCUUCUCUCUUUUUCUGUCACAACAACAUUGAGACUGAUCUCGGAGUUCCAUCGUCCUCCAGAAUAGGAGUGUAUGUGGAUCACAGUGCAGGAACUCUGUCCUUCUACAGCGUCUCUGACACGAUGAAGCUCCUCCACAGAGUCCACACCACAUUCACUCAGCCUCUAUACACUGGAUUCAGGCUGCCGUAUCGUGGAUCAACUGUGAGAUUACGUGAUCCAGAAUAAAAUAUCAGAAAUGUGAUUUUAUUGAAUUAAAAUGAGCAACUUUACUUUUUUAUAUCAAGCUUAAUUCCAAUGUAAUAUGAGGCAUUUAUUUGUGAUUUCCCAGUUUUCCUUUAUAACAUUAGAUCUUUCUUUCAGUAGAUUUUAAUGUUAUACAGUAGUGCUUGAAAGUUUGUGAACCCUGUAGAAUUUUCUGUAUAUCUGCAUAAGACCUAAAACAUCAUCAGAUUUACACAAGUCCUAAAACAAGAAACUAUUACACUUGGUCAUUUAUUUAUUGAGGAAAAUGAUCCAAUAUUACAUAUCUGUGAGUGGCAAAAUUAUGUGCACCUUUGCUGUCAGUAUGUGGUGUGAGCUCCUUGUGCAGUAAUAACUGCAGAUAAACGUUUGCGGUAACUGUUGGUCAGUCCUGCACAUCGGCUUGGAGGAAUUUUAUCCCGGUCCUCAGUACAGAACCGCUUCAACUCUGGGAUGUUGGUGGGUUUCCUCACGAACUGCUUGCUCCAGGUUCUUCCACAACAUUUCUAUUGGAUUAAGGUCAGGACUUUGACUUGGCCGUUCCAAAACAUUAACUUUAUUCUUCUUAAACCGUUCUUUAGUUGAAAGACUCGUGUGUUUAGGGUCGUUGUGUUGCUGCAUGACUGACUUUCUCUUGAGAUUCAGUUCAUGGACAGAUGUCCUGACGUUUUUCUUGAGAAUUCUCUGGAAUAAUUCAGAAUUCAUUGUUCCAUCAAUGAUGGCAAACCGUCCCGUCCCAUGUUGUGGAUAAAAAUGACAUGAAAUAAACACGAGGGAGACCUAGUAUGAGUAAUAAUUUUAAUAACCUUAUUAACCACGAGGAGCCAUGUAUAAGGGUAGCUGAGUCAAGUCGAAAGCCUUUGAUAAAUCGACAAACAGGGAAGUGCAGGAGGUACCGUGACAUUGUUUUAGGACUUUCAAAACAGCUGUUGCGAUGAUAUGUUUUUAUGACCUUAGACUUUUUUGCAAACUGAUAACGGUUCACUGAAGAGGUUUUCUAAAAGGGAUAUAGGACAGGAGGCUUUGGGAUUGGACUGUAAUGAUCUAAUAUAGUGGGAUUUCCCUGGUUUAAUAAAAAGAAAAAAAACUGAUUUCCAAAUUUCUGGUAUAACCCCGUUGUCUAAUGAAAGAUUAAGAAGAUAAGUUAAAAGAGAUGAAAUAAUAUCAGCUGCUAAGUUUAGAAAUACAAACUCCACACAAUCAGGGCCUUGUGAUUUGUUUAUAUCGAACAAUGUGUGUGCUCUGUAAACAUCAGAAGUCUUAAUAUGUUAAAAACUAAACUCCUCGUUUCGAAUGUUUAAUGGAUUUCUGCAUU
Ictalurus punctatus (channel catfish) is the source of this 3235-nucleotide messenger RNA. RefSeq names its product tripartite motif-containing protein 16. The coding region runs from base 1 to 1905 and encodes 634 amino acids. The record is from RefSeq and is a predicted model, not a curated record. Lineage: Eukaryota; Metazoa; Chordata; Actinopteri; Siluriformes; Ictaluridae. The transcript has 7 exons. Gene Ontology annotation, molecular function: protein binding; zinc ion binding.